Messenger RNA from Dufourea novaeangliae, 3473 nucleotides. It is a transcript of the gene nrm, whose product is annotated as hemicentin-1. Lineage: Eukaryota; Metazoa; Arthropoda; Insecta; Hymenoptera; Halictidae. The transcript is spliced from 17 exons. The record is from RefSeq and is a predicted model, not a curated record. The coding region runs from base 117 to 3473 and encodes 1118 amino acids.
GCUCUGUGGAGAGAUAGAUUUCACAUCGCACAGUGUACCGAAAACGAAUGUGGUGCGUGAAAUAUUGAGUCCGCGGUUUACGUUGGUCGUUCAGACGACUUGCUGGUAUUUUAAGGAUGGCCAGCGGACGGGAGGAUUUAUUCCGCAGGACUACGGGGAAGGACAUGAUCGCGACGAUGUUUCUGUUGCUGCUAGCUCCGAUGCAGAUACUCCACGGUGUUAAAGGAAGCGGCGAACCGUGGCUGAAGAGCGAAAAGCACGCUGAAUUCGGGACCGAGGUGCAACUGCCGUGCGUCCUGAAAUCGCCCCAGUGCAAAGGGCUUCACAGCAUCAAAUGGUAUCGUGGCACGACGCGUAUCUUCAUUUUCAGCGAGGACGGCGGAAUAACGCGCGGCCAGAACGACAUCGCCGUCAGGUCGGAUAUAGAAUACACAACGAAUUCAACGAGAACGUACUUGAAGAUUACGGAUGUUAAAAUAGAGGAUGAGGGGCUGUACAAAUGCGAAGCUACGUACUUGGCAGUGAAUCGGGAGUGCAAUAAUGUUCAGCACAUUAUACUCAAUGUCACUGUGCAACCUGACUUCAUACGAGUCAUCGACGAGAAUACGAAGAACACGUUAAGCACCGGCACUACUUUAGGACCUAUCAACGAAGGCUCGAUGGUUUCCCUGUACUGCGAGAGCGGCGAAGGGAAGCCAGUGCCAUCUGUCGAAUGGUUCAAAGAUGAUCAGAUGUUGGAAGCAACCAGCUCGACGACGAUCGCUGCGAACGGGACAGGCACCGGCAGCAGCCUGCUGCAGAUGCAAAUCACGCGCGAGGAGCUCGGUGCAACUUUCACGUGUAAAGUCAACAGUACAGCCCUCGUUGAACCCCUCACCGUCGACAUCAAGCUGGAUGUUCACGUCCGACCGCUGAAGAUGGAUUUAAACGGGGUGGUGGGCCACGUCGUGCAGGGAACGAAGAUUCUGCUGCAGUGCACGGUACGAGCCGCGAGGCCCGCAGCGAACGUUACCUGGCAGAACGGGACGGAGUACUUGAGCGAGAGCAACGACAGAUUCGGGAUGUUCGGGACGAAAGUGCAGGAGAACAACGACGGCACGUCGGAAACCAUAAGUUACCUGGCUUUUACCGCCUCGGAGUACGACAACGGUAGAACGUUCAAGUGUUACGCUGAGAACUCGGUCACACGUUCCGAAAACCUGGAGCCAAUGAAAGAGUCGACAACGAUUGAAGUUUUAUAUCCACCGAUAGUCAGAAUGAGACCGGAGAACAUCACUGUCAACGAAACCGAAGAUAUUCUAAUAUUUUGUGACUACGAGGCCAAUCCAGCUACUUUGACAAAAGUAACGUGGUUACGAGACGACGAGAAAUUAGUUUUAACAGACGACCAUUACGAGGGUGGCAUCACGGAACAAACGGCCCUCACCGUGAAAAAUGCAUCAGCCAACGACAUGGGAACUUACAAGUGUAUUUUAGAGAAUAACGUUAACGCAUCCGUUUCCGAAGAUGUCGUUGAAGUCUCCGUGUUAUAUAAACCGGUGGUCGAAGUGAUAAUGGACCCACAGGAGCCCGUGAACGAGGCGGAUCGUUCGAACGUCUCUUUGACCUGCGAAGUUGUUUCUGGAAAUCCGGCAAGUCUGACCGCCGUCCGAUGGUACUUGGACGGGGACCUGCUGAAAGAACUUCCGGAUUGCACGAGGAAUAGCACGGCGACCACCACAACCACCGAGGAAUCUUUAAUUUUCUGCGAUAUCGAUCCGAGCAAGCUGCUGCUGGAAGCAGUGGGUCGUUCCUUUCACGGGAACUACUCUUGCGAGGGCAGAAACGACGCUGGCUGGGGACCACUUUCACCGAGUGCACCUGUCAUAGUCCAUUAUAAACCUGGUCCGGCUUCGAUCUCCUACGAACCUCAGCAGGUAAUAAAGAAGCGUCCGUUGACCAUCACAUGCUUCGUCCUGGACCCAGGACGACCAAAGGUAGUUGGCUUUAAAUGGUUACGAGGCCUUCACAGACUUCCGGAUGAAAAUGAUGCUACCCUUACCAUCGAGUCGGUUAAUUUGGAAACUGAAGCGAACUUUACUUGUCUCGCUUACAAUAAAGCCGGCGACGGGGACCCGGCCACCACAUUUAUCGACGUAUCCGCGGCACCUGCCUUUAUCAAGAAGCUGCUCCCUUAUCACGGCUACGUGUACAAUUCACCGAACGUUAGCAUCAUGUGCUGGGUCGAAUGCGCGCCCAUUUGCAAUAUUUCCUGGCUGAAGGACGAUAUUCCGAUGGAUUUCACAAAAACGAACCGAUACUAUAUCUCGAACGUUUAUCAUCCCCCCGAUCCGCGAACGAACGACUUCGAAAGCAUCCAGUCGACCUUAGUCUGGAACCUGACCGCCUGGCCGGGUGGUCAGCUGGACAGGGUCGAGGACAACGUGAAGUUCACCUGCGAGAGCACCAGCAACGGGAUUGGGCCUGGGGUGAACAGCAGCACUCAUUUUCACGUGGAAUUUCCCCCGGAAAAUAUGACGAUCUCGAAGAAAACGGUAAAUGUCACGGUCGACAUGAUACCGGAAACUGUAAGCUGCAACGCGAGAGCACACCCAGAGCCCACGUUCCGGUGGUUCCGCGAAGGCUCUACGGACACCAUCGUCGAGGGCCGUGUUCUCGACUUAAAAGUGCCCGUUCCGAGGCGCAGCAACGGAACAUACUACUGCGAAGCAUCGAAUCGCCACGGAAGCCGUAACAUUUCCAUGGUCAUGAAUGUUCAGUUUAAACCAGAGUGUCACGUGGAAAAGGAACGAAUAGACGGCGAGGAUUACGUGGUGUGCUCUGCGAUAGCUAAUCCGAAAGAGACCGAUUUCGUUUGGUCUUUGAAGAGUGACAACGACACGCUGGAACAGGUUGCCGAGAUACGGAAUGGAAAAAGCUACAUCCGACUCGAUACAUCGGUAACCAAUUUCCGAAUAUACGUUUGUGUUGCGAACAACACCAUUGGCUACUCCAAUCCUUGUGAGCGCGACGUUCCAGGUCAUAUACCUUGGUGGCAUCAACUGGAAGGAAACCUCCUUCUAAUUGUCAUCGUGUCGGCCGUUGUUCUCAUCCUUGUGAUAAUAAUCAUCUGCGUUGUAAUCUUCAUCGUUUGCCGCCGCAAGCGCUGUCAGAUGAAAUAUCCCAAUCAAGCUGCGAAUAACAAUCACGUGAACAGCGUGUCGGAGGGUCUUCCCGAGUCCGGGGCGAAGACGUUUUACGAGAAUCUACCCUUCCACGGGAUCCAAGCGCCGCCUAACAAGCCCUUCAAGCCGGAAUUUUCGGAUCUCGACUACGCCGACGUGGACUACCGAUCAUACGGGCCGAUCAACUACAAAGCUGCCAGCAUCGCGUUACUUCAGAAGCAGCAAGCGCAGAGGCAACGGGAUCAACAGCUUCAGCAACGCCGGCCCCAGAUGUACGGUGUCUCGGACGAGAAUGAAGAGCUUCUUUAA